AUCAGCUUGACCUAUUGACCCUUGACCUGUCAAUUCAGCUGGUGAUAAUAUGUUGUUUGCUACGAAAAUGGAGGUGGACGCUGGCGACCACCGCCGUCCUGAGCGGACAAUCACGACACCAAAGCAUCUGAGAACCAAACCGGAUGUGAGGAAACACCAUAUUACCAAAUACGUCAAAAUCCAGAGGCUGCGUGAUGACGUCGACGCUUUAAUGCUCCCGGCGGAGCGGCGGCGGCGGCAGGAGGAGGAUGGAGCCGAGCAGAUGAAUGAGCUGCGGGCUGAUGACAGGAUGAACCGGCCGGCGGAGCGGCAGCGUCUCUCUUUGACAUCCCGGUGUGACACUUCGGAUAGACUACAAGCGGAGAAGAAGAAGAAGAUGAAGAAGAAGACGGGACAGCAGAAAAGUGCAAAGUUAUCUUUGUAAACGUUACAGAUUUCUGGCUGACGUCGACGUCCGUGGAGCUGUUGUGUUACAGGAGCACCGAGUGUUUUCUGUCCGCUGUCCAAAAACAGAGAUGAAGCUCCGUCUGGAGAGAAGAUGUCUACCAUCAUCAUCAUCACCUCCAUCACCUCCGUCACCGAGCGGUGCUGACCGGCUCACCUCAGUCAAACUGUCCGUUAAAGGAAUUUAAUGGCGAGAAACAGCCCGCGGCUGAAAGUGGGAUUAAUGGACGGUCGGUUUGUUGAGAUUGAGAGCUGAGAUUGGAGUUUUUUUUUUCCUCAGCGGUGGAUAAGAUAACUGUCUGUACAGUGUGUGUGUGUAGCUGCUCAUAUUUCAGUGUUGUCCUCUCUCUCUCUCUCACACACACACACACACACACACGGACACACACCAGCAGCAGCUAACGGAGGAUUCACUUCACGUUAAGCUAGCGACGGACGGAUAAAGCUCGCUAAUUUAGAGACUCUGCGCUGUUUUCACCGGUUAAACAUUCAUUUUAGUCUCUCCGGACGUUUUCUGUUUGGAUUUUUAAAACUUCAGCAGCUUGACUGAGACCAGCCUGCCUUCUCCUGUCAGUCUCCUCCACAGUCACAGCUCCAUGAAGAUAAUCCUCGUUUGUGCUCAAAAACUGAGGAGUUUGAUUUAAGCUAGCUGACGGGAGCUAGCGGCGGGCUCAUCAUGUAUGCACCGGCCAGCUCGCUCGGAUGAGACAGGUCCCAAAAUGAACCCCAGGACAUAACACCACCACCUCCACCUCCUCCACCACCAGAGAGCCAUGUCGGACUGAGAGCAGCGCCGCGGUGGAGGCUCCGUGAAGUCCCGACCAGCAGCGCGGCUGUAGCCGGAGACAGAGAGGGGGGAUCAGCUAGCCUCCAGCUGCUCACACCGCCCUCCUCCAGAGACCACAGACCGAGGAUCACUGUCGACUCAAGCCAGAAAAUCCAGCAACAAUGGGAGAGCAGCCCAUCUUCAGCACACGGGCCCACGUCUUCCAGAUCGACCCGUCUACCAAGAAGAACUGGGUUCCCACCAGUAAGCAUGCUGUCACCGUGUCCUACUUCUUCGACAGUACCAGGAAUGUAUAUCGGAUCAUCAGCCUGGAUGGAUCCAAGGCCAUCAUCAACAGCACCAUCACCCCCAACAUGACGUUCACCAAGACAUCGCAGAAGUUUGGCCAGUGGGCCGACAGCCGGGCCAACACCGUCUACGGCCUCGGCUUCUCGUCCGAGAGCCACCUGGCGAAGUUUGCAGAGAAGUUUGCUGAGUUCAAGGAGGCGGCGCGGUUAGCCAAGGAGAAGUCUCAGGAGAAGAUGGAGCUCACCAGCACUCCCUCUCAGGGUGCCGCUGUAAAGAGGAAUGUGUUGUCAAUCAGCAAACCUGUUAAAAAAAAGGAGUCAGCACCAGGUGACCUGCAGUCACCUUUGACCUCAGAGAGCAUCAACGGUACAGACGAUGAGAGAGUCACACCGGACACACCGCAGCACGUGGAGGCCAGAGCAGAGUCUUCCCAGAAUGCACUGCUCUUCUCACACAGUUCAUCCAGCAUCAAUAAGCACUGGGAGGCGGAGCUGGCGGCGCUGAAGGGGAACAACGCCAAGCUGACGGCGGCGCUGCUCGAGUCCACGGCCAACGUCAAGCAGUGGAAGCAGCAGCUGGCGGCCUAUCAGGACGAGGCUGAGAGGCUGCACAAGCGGGUGACGGAGCUCGAGUGUGUCAGCGGUCAAACGACGGUCAUCAAAUCCCAGAAGACGGAGCUGAACCGGACGAUAGAGGAGCUGGAGGCGGCUCUGAAGGCCAAGGAGGAGGAGCUAGAGAGACUGAAAGCGGAGGUGGAGAGUGCCAACGAGUUCCAGUCCCAACGAGACUCGCUGUCUCUGAAACUGCAGGACUCGGAGUCGAGGAAUCGGACGCUGGAGGCUCAGCUGAGCGAGCUGGAGCAGCGUCUGGAGAGCAGCCAGCGGGAGAGGGAGGCCUUCCGCAAGAGCCUCCGCUCGCUGCUGGAGCUGCUGGACGGAAAGAUCUUCGAGCUGACGGAGCUGCGAGACACGCUGGCCAAACUGCUGGAGGGCAGCUAGAGAGGAGACACCUCCUCGUCCUCGUCCUCGUCCUCGUCCUCCUCCUCCUCGUCCUCGUCCUCGUCCUCCUCCUCGUCCUCGUCCUCCUCCUCCUCCUCCUCCUCCUCGUCCUCCUCCUCCUCGUCCUCCU
Acanthopagrus latus (yellowfin seabream) is the source of this 2647-nucleotide messenger RNA. RefSeq names its product homer protein homolog 1-like. Gene Ontology annotation, molecular function: G protein-coupled glutamate receptor binding. Gene Ontology annotation, cellular component: plasma membrane; cytoplasm; postsynaptic density. The record is from RefSeq and is a predicted model, not a curated record. Gene Ontology annotation, biological process: regulation of store-operated calcium entry; G protein-coupled glutamate receptor signaling pathway. The transcript is spliced from 11 exons. Bases 1393 to 2517 code for a protein of 374 amino acids. NCBI's taxonomy places the organism in Eukaryota, Metazoa, Chordata, Actinopteri, Spariformes, Sparidae.